ACGGAAAGUGUCCUACAGUCAUCUCUACAGCUGUAGCUACAUUAUGUCACAUCGCGUACAGUGAAGAGGCUCCAUGUGUCUUCAUGUUGAGUGACUGCAGCAAAAGACACCAUCAAGAAUCAGAAUAUACACUGUAAACAGGGGCAACCUGCAAUUCCAUGGAAGAUGACAUACAAGAUGAAGUCAUUUCACCAUUUAAGGAUAGGCGAUUGGGAGGUUGGCAAAUCUUGCAGCUGACAGCGGGCAGUGGUUUGGCAGUCUAUGCCGUCUGGGCAGGAAUUCUCAUGCCAGGCUUUCGCAGAGUGCCACUCAAAUUGCAGGUGCCUUACAUGCCAGCGAGCAGAUCUCAAGUACGUAACGUUAUGACUCUGAUGAAAGGCCGAUCUGGAGCCGUCGCUGACCUGGGCUCAGGUGAUGGCAGGAUUGUAUUAGAAGCACAUCGUCAUGGAUUCUCUCCUGCAGUAGGAUAUGAACUCAACCCCUGGCUUGUUCGUCUUGCAUACUUUCAUGCGUGGAGAGCCGGACAUCACAGAAGUGUUUCAUAUCGACGAGAGGACCUGUGGAAGGUUGAUCUGUCAACUUAUAAGAAUGUAACGGUAUUUCUGGCCCCUAGUGUGCUAAGUCUUUUACAAAAGAAGCUACUGGCUGAACUUCCUAAAGAUGCUUUGAUUGUGGCGGGACGCUUUCCGUUCACUGAUUGGACGGCGUGUAAGGUAGAGGGGGAAGGCGCGGACAGAGCAUGGGCCUAUCGUGUACAAGAACUGAGACAACGCUGCCAAUCAAAGGAUGAAAAUGUAACAGACUAAACCAGCUAAUUGUUCAGCUACACUAAUAGUUUUAUUUAUUUUAGCUUGAUUUUAUAACAGUUUUAUUGUAUUUUUAAAGAUGUAUUGUGCAAAAUGUUUUUUAAAUGGAUUUAGAAAUAUAUAUAUAUAUAUAAUAUAUAUAAAUAUAUAAUGAUACAAUAAAAUAUCAAUAAAAUCAUAUAUAUAUAUAUAUAAAUCUACUGUAUAUAAAGCUCUGCAAAAAAGUAAGAGACCACUGCAAAAUUUGC
Xyrauchen texanus (razorback sucker) is the source of this 1054-nucleotide messenger RNA. RefSeq names its product adenine nucleotide translocase lysine methyltransferase (gene antkmt). Gene Ontology annotation, molecular function: protein-lysine N-methyltransferase activity. NCBI's taxonomy places the organism in Eukaryota, Metazoa, Chordata, Actinopteri, Cypriniformes, Catostomidae. Gene Ontology annotation, biological process: peptidyl-lysine trimethylation; regulation of mitochondrial ATP synthesis coupled proton transport; positive regulation of proton-transporting ATP synthase activity, rotational mechanism. The record is from RefSeq and is a predicted model, not a curated record. The coding region runs from base 159 to 806 and encodes 215 amino acids. Gene Ontology annotation, cellular component: mitochondrion. The transcript has 7 exons.